This is a messenger RNA of Quercus lobata, 960 nucleotides long. RefSeq names its product receptor-like protein kinase FERONIA. Gene Ontology annotation, biological process: protein autophosphorylation. Gene Ontology annotation, cellular component: plasmodesma; plasma membrane. The record is from RefSeq and is a predicted model, not a curated record. The transcript is spliced from 3 exons. NCBI's taxonomy places the organism in Eukaryota, Viridiplantae, Streptophyta, Magnoliopsida, Fagales, Fagaceae. Bases 1 to 960 code for a protein of 319 amino acids. Gene Ontology annotation, molecular function: ATP binding; transmembrane receptor protein tyrosine kinase activity.
AUGUCCUCAGUCAAAAGUUAUGAAAGUCUGUAUUCCAAAACUAUCAUCAAGCAAAGGAAGGGGGAUUAUGGGAAAGUAUACAAGGGGUUUAUCGAUGACCCUACUACAAUAAGCGUUGCAAUAAAGCGUGUGAACAUCGAUUCAAGGGCGGGUUUUCACGAGUUAAAGACUGAGUUGUUGUUGCUAUUGCAGCUACGCCAAUCUAACCUCGUCCCUCUCAUUGGAUAUUGUCUUGAUCAUCAACAGAUGAUCCUAGUCUACCAAUUCAUCUUCAAUGGAAACCUCGGCGAACAACUCUACGGCACUAACCACGAUAAUCCCCUCCCGUGGAAACAAAGACUCCGGAUUUCCAUUGGAGUGGCGCGUGUUCUGCAUUACCUUCACACUGGGCUUAAGCAUACCAUCAUCCACCGUAACGUGAAGCCGAGUAACAUUCUGUUGGACGAGAAAUGGGAACCCAAGUUGGCAGAUUUCGCGUCGUACAAGUUGGGUCCACCGAGUUUGUCAAAGGCUUUGAUUAGGGUGGAUUCUAGUCCCUACUACUCUGUAGUACAGAGUAGUAUUUUAGGGAUCCGCCUUCUAAAAACAUUAGAGCAGCGGCAUCUUCUUGAGUGGGUCAGAAAAUGCAAACGAGAAGGGACCAUCAAUGAAAUAGUUGAUCCGUACCUGAUGGGGAAGAUAGCUCAAGAGUGUUUCAAGAAAUAUGUCGACAUUGCCACUUCUUGUGUGCAAAAAAAGGGAAAGAAUCGUCCCACGAUUGGUGAGGUGGAGGUAAUCCUUGAACACGCAAUGGAGUUACAAGAGAGUGCUGAUGCUGCGAGGAAGGAUGUGGAUCCUGGUGGUGAUCAUUAUAACUAUCCCAUCGUUGAUUAUACCUGUAGUGCUUUUCCCCCUGAGCCUGAGCCAGAGGAAUCUGUUCCAGAUUCAGAUAUCACUGCCACGAUAUGGGAAAAAUUUUAA